This is a messenger RNA of Dicentrarchus labrax (European seabass), 1936 nucleotides long. Its product is annotated as G-protein-signaling modulator 2. The record is from RefSeq and is a predicted model, not a curated record. Gene Ontology annotation, molecular function: protein binding; GTPase regulator activity. The coding region runs from base 279 to 1382 and encodes 367 amino acids. The transcript is spliced from 6 exons. Gene Ontology annotation, biological process: regulation of inflammatory response. Lineage: Eukaryota; Metazoa; Chordata; Actinopteri; Moronidae.
GUUGAGUCUGCCAUAAUCAAAUGAGCAGCAGUUAAAGCAGCAGCUGCUCACAGCUGCCUUGACAUUUUUUAAGUUAAUCUCAAGUGAUGGGGAAAAAACACCUUUGUUUGGGACCAUACCUAGACUGACCCGAAGCAUAGCGGGGGUUUCUUCUGCUUCUGACAAUAUUGAAAAGACAAGGGACAAGCUAAAAUGGUGUGCUCCGUCGGUGGUGACUUCAAGAGAUGAUGCUUUGAAGAGACAAAGCUCAAAACAUAACGGGUUUAACUAAGAGAUUAAUGGACUGCGCAGAGAUCAAAGUUGAAAUGGCUGCGGAGGGGCUGCUGGAACCUCUCGUCAUCAUCGAAGAGGGAGACGUAACCGAGGGCGUCAUCGAAAGAGGUGCAGCGAGCAGAUCAGUUGUCAUCGCACAGAGCAGCAGCGGAGACUCGGCUCUGAAAAAGGAAGAGGAACAUACAGGAGAGGACAAGAAUGAAGAAGAUAUAGCGGGUAAAAUGUGUUCAGAAGAGCAGAAUCGGGAGAAACAACCAGUCAACGCAAAGGACAACCAAACAGGAGGGGUUGUUGUGAAUGAAGGAGACAAAAAAGAAGAUGAUAAACCAGAGGAAACUGAGAACAUGAAUGAUGGACAGAACAGCGGUGCUGGUGAGAGUGAAGGGAAGACUCAUGAGGUGAUGAGGAUUAAUGAAAAAACAGAGAAACCCAGUGACACAGAGGAUGAAAAUGUCACACAAAAUAACCCUGAAGUAGACAUAAAGAGGUUAAAUUCCUCCGAGGAACAACCUGAAGGGACAAAAAACCAAGAAGAGGAUCCAAAAAAGGCUCACCGGUUAACCCCUGACUUCCCGGAGGCCCUGUACGAGCUGCUCUGCACCCUUCAGGAGGGGAGGCGGCUCAAUGACCAGCGCUGCUCCUUCAGGCUGGAGAGCGGGAUCAGGAGGAGGAGGUGCCACUCUGAGCCCAACACCAGCAAGCCAGCCAACAGAGUCGUUUUUUCCUCCAUGACUUCACUGCAGAAAGAGGAGUUUUUUGAGCUGGUGGCCACAUCUCAAGCUCGCCGGCUGGAUGACCAGAGGGCGCAGCUUGAAAAGUCUCCGCCACCAAAACCAAAAGCCAGGAGCUUCAGAGGCAGCAUAAAACAACUCUCUUUUGUGAAAAGGCCUUCACCAGUUCCUGCGCCGGUUCCUGUGCCAGUUCCUGUGCCCAAUGAGGAUCUGUAUAAUAUGAUUCUCACAACACAAGCUCAAGGCAGGCUGGAGGACCAGCGCAGCAGGGCUCCUGGUCCCAUGGACGACGAGGACUUCUUCUCCCUGCUCCUGAGAGUCCAGGGCGGGCGCAUGGACGAGCAGAGGACUGAACUACCUUGCUUGCUGCAAACCUGAGAUGAAAAACAAAAAAACUGUGGGGCUACAGCGGAAGCCAGCCAGUAUUGUGGCUUUUUUUUUUUUUUUUUUUGGCCAGAUUUCCUUUUAAAAUAGGUUUUUUAUUUGUUGACCCUGUUGAUGCUUUGUUUUAGGGAAUUGCUAUUCCUCUUGAUAGUGUUGGUCAGUGUUGAAGCUCUUGAGUUUGUAGCAAAAAACGCUAAUGUUUGAGCAACAGAGCUUUUGAUGUGACUUGAGGGAGGUUCCUGAUGCGAUUGUGACGUUUACUGCUAAUUCUUUCAUAGUAAAUAAGAUCAGUAGAUGUGCCUUCUUAUCUUGCCAAAUUUUUGAUUUUUACUGAGUGACUGCGACGAGUGAUUGAAUGAUUUUUUUGUGCGUUCUAGUUGUUAAUGUGGAGGAGGAAGUCUUCUAAUCUCUAUUGUUUCUCAUUAUUUGUACAGAGACAUUAAACACACCAAGGAAUGUUGGUGUAGAAAUAAUAGCUCCAAGGCCACACAGUGCUUGACUGUAUAUGGAUUAUUCUCCUCCAGAAAAUAAACAAAACGUGUAUCUGA